Molecule: messenger RNA, 5518 nt
Organism: Acromyrmex echinatior (Panamanian leafcutter ant)
Lineage: Eukaryota; Metazoa; Arthropoda; Insecta; Hymenoptera; Formicidae
Biological process (GO): protein phosphorylation
Molecular function (GO): ATP binding; protein serine/threonine kinase activity
Source: RefSeq, a predicted model, not a curated record
ACCGAACACGGUAGACCAGUUGUGAGAUCAUUCGAGGUGCGUGGCCGCUCGAUUUGCGCGAUUUGAAUAAAAUGCAUGAGAGGGAGAAAAAGACACCGACUUAUCUCUCAACAUAGAUUUUCCAGACGCGCGUAUCCGCGUUUUCUGCGGAUUUCACCCGCAGAUGUGCCUCCCGGACGGGGACACACGCUUUCUCAGCGGUGUUAAUUGUACUCCUUCGUGUCUCCACUGCUCCGAGUACUUCCUCGAAUCCCAGUGUGGCAUGCGGACGGAUUACUGAAACGGGGUGGUGCACGCGAUCUGUAAAUUUGCAUGGACAACCCCGUGCUGAUUGGAUACGUUUUGAAGAGCGGGAUUUUUUCGGAACGAUGACCGAUGAUACUGCGAGAUUUAUGAUACGAGAUGUAACGUCUAGUCGUCGCAAUUGAGUCCGUGCGUCGAACCAGAACAUCUAUUCUCGGUGAAAAAAAUAAUAACUGCGAAUUAUCGAGAUGAGUGGAAUGAAGAAGGCGAUCGGAGGAUCCAUUCACAGAAUACGGGAGUUCGAGCUCGAGAAGGUGAACCUGAUCGACGAGUUCGACAUCCUGCAGAUCGUCGGCGAGGGAUGGUUCGGCAAAAUCCUGCUGACCGAGCAUCGCAGUACGCAGACCGAGAUGGUGCUGAAGGCCCUGCCGAAGGCGUAUACCGGCAUCUCGGAUUUCUUUCGGGAAUUUCAUUAUGGGUUACAUCUGUCGGCACACAGAAAUAUUAUAACCACCUAUGACGUGGCGUUCGAGACGGCCGGCUUCUACGUUUUCAGUCAGGAAUACGCCCCACUCGGCGAUCUCACGUCGAACGUGACGGAAACAGGGUUGGGCGAGCUGCACGCGAAGAGGGUGGCCAGGCAGCUCGCUGCCGCGGUGCAUCACAUACACAGCCGUGAACUAGUGCAUCGUGAUAUCAAACUCGACAAUAUACUCGUGUUUCGUAGUGAUUUUUCGCGUAUCAAGCUGUGCGAUUUCGGCGAGACUAGACGGGUUAACACCGUCGUACGAAGACAUAACGAAUGGUUGCCAUAUUCGCCGCCUGAGGUAUUGCAGAUCUACACCGAUGAGACGUACAAAGCUCGCACGUCGCACGACGUCUGGCAAUUCGGUAUUGUCCUAUUUGUCUGCCUGACCGGAUGCCUGCCAUGGCAGAAAGCAGCGAUGGACGACCCGCGCUACACCAGAUAUCAAAACUGGCACAACGCGACGCUUAACAUCGCCAAGAAACCGAAAUUAUUUCAGCUGAUCAGCUCACGGGCGCAGAGAAUGUUCAAGAGGCUAUUGGACCCGAAGAUUGACAAGCGACCAGUCAGCGUGUUGGAAGUAAAUAAAUAUUUAGAAGACAGAUGGCUAGCGAAACUCGGGGUCGAAAAAGCGUUGAACGGCGGCGCCGACGAGAGGGACGAGCUAUGUCCGUCUAUGUACAGCUUCCACAGUUCCUUAGAGGAGAAGAAUCAACUUCUCCACACACUUACGACGUACGGGAUCGAGACAACGGUGGAUCAUUCGAAGAAGAAGGAUCGUAUCAGGGAAUGGAUACAAGCUAGCGCUAUUGUCGAGGAAAACGAGGAGGACGAGUCUGAUGUUUACGAGGACUCGGAGUUCUGUGAAGAUGAAGACAAGGACGGGAACGGAAGCGAGGAGACAGAAUCGAUCUCCAUGAAAGGCAGGCAUUUUCCGGAGAGACGUCCAAGCGCCACGACGAAUAAUUCUAGAAAGAGAAGAGACAGUAGGGUCGCAAAGAAUCGCAUCGCGUCGAAAAACAGAGUGCCUGUAAAGCCCAUCGAAAGGAAAAUACCUUUCGCUCCUCAAGUAGCUGAAGAGCGAGAAACGAUCGCGCGCUUCGCCAGUUUCCCCAACGGUGAUCCAAAUCUCGCCGCCGUAAGGAACGGCGGUGAUCAGACUCACGAUCUUUCCGCAACCUCGGUGAACGUCCUCGCAUCGCCGACAACGAAUAAUUUCUCCGCGAGCAAUCUUCAAUCGUCCAUGCCUAGUAAUGCCAACGGUCGAAACGUCAAAGAUCAGGUGAGGACCAACGCUAACAACCCUCGAGAUGAAUCGCCACUUUCCGUGCAGCUAAUCGCUGCUGUCCCCGUCAAACAAUCGCCGCCUAAAACUACGGGUAUCCCGGAUAGCGCUGGUAGAGUUGUACCGAUGAGCCCGCAAAUCCCGGUCAGAAAAAAUCGCGCUCAUACAGCGCCGUUUUCAGAGACGCGCUCGGCUGAGGCUCAGGUCGAUUUGGCGAGAAAGACGCAGUCCGCGACAGUUUUACGGACAUCGGAAACGGAGGACUCGUUAUCACCACGUGCGUCAGCAAAGACGUCCGUCUCUUCACAUUCGAUGACAACUCGAGCGGAUAAUCCUUCCAUUGCUAUAUUAUCGACUUCGCGAGCGGCAAGAUCAAUCGCUUCACCGGUUGUGCGAACUGAUAAAACAGUGCCUACGGCGCCGAUAAUAAGCAACGCAUCUCUAGCCGAGCCCCAGCCUCCUAAUAGCGCUCUCCCUGGCCAAAUCGAAGGCUCGCCUCCAAUCGCGACGCAAAUCACAACGUCGACCACUUCUCACUUGGUGAUGCAGAGUUUCAACGCGCUGCAAGGUAUCGCGGGCGCAUCCUCGACCGCUUCGCCGGCGAGCUCGUCGUCGAACAUGGGCAAACCCGGUCAACGGGCCGAAGAAGUAAACGUGGCUUACGGAAAAGAUGCGUAUCAACACUAUGGCAUCGCCCAGGGAAUCAUACUACCGAUAAAAAUGAACGUCCUUAGGCAAGAUUCUACUGGCAGCGGGAGUCGAUCCGUGAGCAACUGAGAUAUAAACCGAAGAAUGUACCAGAUUUUUCUUGAGGUCGACGAAAGUUGGAUAUUCGCGCAAGUCAUGCUAGUCACAGAACCAAUUGAUUACUGUGUGUAGCAGGUCUGUUCAAAACUUAACUUACAAGCUAAAAGGCUAGAGUAUACAGAUGUAUAAAGCAUAAAAGAAUUAUCAACCAAUCAGAGUUUUUUAUUAUUUUACAUGAAAUGAAAUGGAGGACUAAUUGAACUCUAAAUGCUUUCUACAAUAAACCGUUAAUAAUAGGUUAGAAGGAGCAGAAGCGAGUUUAAGCAAAUCAGUUGUGUGUCAUAAAGCAAUAAUAAGUCAGUGACUGCGUGAAGAUGGUCAAAUUCCAUUUCCUAUGAUUUAAAACUUAGAUUAUGUUAUAACUGACCAAUCAUAUAGAGUAUUGUUAUUUUCUCUGAAAACUAUCGUCCUUCUGAUUAACUGAAAUAUUGUGAUAUAACGAUUUAAUAUGAUUUAUGCUGGAUAUAAAUUUUCUAAGAUUUAUGAUGACUUAUAAUUCUGAUUUACCACUAUGAUAUGAAUGGUAACUAAGACUACUAACGUUUAUUGUAGAAAAUCUAUUUUGUUUUAAAUUUAUUUUAAAGUUGACGCUUUAGAUUGAUUGCCGCAACAAGCUUGUAAUCGAUUUGUGAGUAAUAUAGAACCAGGGUUAUGCGUCAGCUCGGAUAUACAAUAGAUGUAGCUUCGUAAGAAAUUGACAAAUUAUAGUCGAUUAUUCUCCUUACAUUAGACUGUAAUUGGUUAAUUUCUUAUGGUUUAAGACUUACUAUACUUAUUGUAGAUCUGAGCUUAUGUAAAGGUCUAUGCUCAGGCCUAAACGUUCUUAUUUCUCUGUUUCGUUGAGGAUAACAGGUAAAAAGCAAAAAAGGAUACUCAUUAGAACAGCCAGGCUCACUGGGCAAAAAUCUAGCGUCUAUUCUUUUUGUUUUCUCUUUGUCUCGUUUAACGAGAUGAGAGACGAUGCAAAGAGAUAACAGUGUUAGUUCGCGAGCUAAGUUUUGAACAGAUCUGAUUUAUAUACUUGAAGAUACAUAUUUGAUUGGAACAUCACUUAUGUGAGAUUUACCUGAGAUUCCUGUAAAUUAAAAGAAAGUACUCAUGAAAGUAUUCGAAGUAGGAAACACCCAUAUUUGCCGUUGGUGCAAUAUUUUUCAUAAUAUAUAUAAUAAUUGAUAUUGUUGAUAUUGCUUCACAAUCAAAGAUUGUCGAGCGUUCCUUCAGAAAGUAUAUGUUGAUAUAAGACAUCACGAUGUUCGAUGUAUAGGAAGUAAGGCUAUCGCGAAAGUAACGUUAUGAUAGAACGCUGGAUGGAACACGUUACGUAUAUUAUACUUCAUUAGUUUCAAGAGACACUUAUAUCGCCACGUGUCGCUCGCUUCACCAAGUCUAACGGGAUAAAAUUAGCGCGGCGUCUCGAAAGAGAGUUGCACCGUGCAAGAAUGUUCGAGGCCAUUAGCGUCCCACCGUGGGAAACAGUGAAAUUUUUAUUGUCCAAACGUGACGCGAGUUCUACGCGCUUUUUGUUAACAUCUCCACUUUUUGAUUACAAAUUUCUAUUGGUAUAAUGAUUAUUUGAAUGCAGUGUGCAGAGAAAAAUGUAGUCGCGAAAUGUGAGUUAAUUAGAUAUUUAUACAUGCUUUUGUGAUAUUAGAGAUCAUGAUUAGAACAUGAAACAUCCCAGUAAUGUUGCAACAGCUGCAAUAUUGCUGAAAUGUUCCAUGCUACCAUAGAUCUAUUAUUUGGCUAAUGUAAAUGUAAUCAAUUUUGAGGGGUACGAAAUGCAAGAAAAUGUAAAAUUUAUAUUACAUAAUUUGUAUAUUAAUAUUUUAAAGACACAUUACUUUUGAGAGAAAUAAUAUUGUUCUGAUACUUUAUUUUCCUUAUAAAAGGUUAAUAUCUCAUACGCUUAAUAUGUGAUAUUAACCGCUCUACAGUAUGAUUAUAAAUUUAUUUUAAAGUCAUAAUUUACACAAUCAAUUAUAGCUUGUGCAGAAUAUAAUUGGUACUAUCUUUUGUUCACGAUUAUUUUAAAGUUGCAAAAGCGGUCGCGAUAGCCAAUUAGAAGUGUCAAUAGUCGAUGUUAUGACCGUUUGUGUGAUUUCGAAAUGAGUUUACGACUGUAGACUACGCUUAAGUGAUAAAUUACUGCAAUUUCGCUCGACAUUGAUUUGCGGACACUGUUCAAAAAUAACAGAAAUAAACGUAACGUUUUUGCAGAGUCGCGACAUUUGGUUAAAUCGCGUAUAUGAUACUAUUUCAGACACACGCUUUCACUACCAGUACGCAAACAUAUUGAAUAACGGAUUGUCCAUGCCAGUUAUGUCAUAUGGUUUAUUUUUAUAGAAAUAUAUUACUUUCCACAUCAUUUUUGAAGCAAGACAUCUAAUAAAAACAAGAAUGCGAUAAAUUUAACAUAGCGUAUUAAAAAUAUUUUACACAAAGUGCAAAAUCGAUCUUUUAUUACUGACACUACGAUAUUAUGAUACUACGACGAUAUUACGAUGACGUGCGACUGUUUUUGUAACUUUUUAAAAUAAAUUUGCGACUGCCUUAUUGUAGAUUACGCUUAAUGAUAAACCAUUGCAAUUUUGCUCGACGUGAUUUGCUGCGGGCAUUGUUCGAAAAUAACAGAAAUAAACGUAACGUUUUUGCAGAGA